CCCAGCUGCUGUGAGCGGACAGUACAUUCCUCACACUUCGGCUCUCGAUAGCACAGGAACGCGACACUGAAACGAAACAAGCCGAAGACUCGACGGAUUCAUACACCUCAUGACGCUUUCCAAGGGCACGUAAGGUCAAUGUUGGGUCGUGGUGUGAAGCGGAAGUGGAGCUGCUUGGAGGAGCUGGAGGCUGAGGUGGCGGCUGAAGCUGCUCUCACGGAGGAAAAGGAGCAGAAUGGGAAGGAUGGCAACGAAGACGAGGCCGGGCUUCUUGUUGACCCGUCCAAAUCAGACAUGAGCCACCUGCAGCAGCGUCAGCGAGUGCUUGGCCUCUGCUUGGAGAAGCUCCAGCGUUACCAGGCUGGGAUGGAGCUCAGCCUGCGUCGCUCUGUGCUGCUCAUCAAUACUCUCAGGCAGAUUCAGGAGGAAAUGAGGAGGGACGGCGUGGGAACCUGCACCUCAGACUCACGCCUCAAUGGCAUCCAUGCUGACUCCUGUCUUCUCAGGGACAAUUUUGGAGAGGACGUGCCUGUUACGUGCCCUGGGUGUGCAGAAGGAGAUGAGGAAAGCCUGUCUCCCCCAUUGUCCCCUGAAUUUCCCUCUCAGGAGGCAACCAGCCUCACCGACCAGCAGAAAUCUCUGCCCGCUGCAACCAUCAGUACUUUCAGUGAUGCAGUAAAUGCCAUGGGCUACCUCAGCGACCUUGCCCUGGACGAUAUCUUUGAGGACAUUGACACAUCAAUGUACGAGACUUCAGAUCUGCCGUCCGCCUGGGCGGCAGGUUCUCUGUGGCCAGUCAGCGUGUCGCUAUGGCCGGAUGAGGACGUGAAAUUGCGUUCUUCCAGCCAUUCCUCAGCUGGAAGCCUCCAGUCUUGUCUCAUGGACCUGAACGAGCUGGACCACAUCAUGGAGAUUCUGGUAAAGUCUUGAUCGCCAAUAUGAACUUCAGAAAAUUUCCUGCUCUUGGUUAGGAGCUGCUCUGGCUGAAUUGGGGCUGAUGAACUCUAACAUGACCUUGGUCUUUUUUUUUUUUUUUUUUUUUUUUUAAGGCUCUGUGCGAUAAUUCAGCUGAAAACGUGUCUCAAGGUUGAGCUACUUUAAGGUGGAAUUUAACACUAAUUCUAAUAUGCACAUGCCUCUUAUGAGGACCCAGUUAUGCACCUAUGCCUGUGCCUCAAAUUAAGAUAUGAAUUAUUUAUUAUAACAGAUGAAGAAUAGCAUUUAAAGCAUCAUAUAAAGUUAGUAAAACAUCCAUGCUAAAACUCUUUUGCACUGUUUUAAUAGCUAUCAGUCGAAAACGGCUAUUGACAGAAAAAGUAAUGAUUGGAAAUUUGAUACAUGAUUCAUUAGUCAAGCAAAAAUGGAGAAAAAUGAUUUGUCUUGUUUUGAACAUUUUAAGCUAGGUUUGGACUGUCAGAAAAGAAGCAACUGAAGACGUCAUCUUUUGUAAACUAUA
Archocentrus centrarchus (flier cichlid) is the source of this 1456-nucleotide messenger RNA. Its product is annotated as cell division cycle-associated protein 4-like. Gene Ontology annotation, cellular component: nucleus. The record is from RefSeq and is a predicted model, not a curated record. Gene Ontology annotation, molecular function: transcription regulator activity. NCBI's taxonomy places the organism in Eukaryota, Metazoa, Chordata, Actinopteri, Cichliformes, Cichlidae. The coding region runs from base 139 to 930 and encodes 263 amino acids. The transcript has 2 exons.